AACUGCACUGGGCCUUUAAAUCAUGUGACUAGGCUAAGCCACUUUAGUAAGUCAUGGUAUGAUUACUCACUACAUUAGAUACGAAGAAAUAGCCAACAACAAAUCAAAAAUUCUCAUAAUAACCAUGAGUAGUGCUUUUAAAAAUUGCCGAACGGUAAUGGUGACAGGAGCUAGCCGAGGCCUCGGUCUGCGAGUUGUGGAAAGUCUGGUGGCAGGGAGCUCUGAUCCGGACAAGAUUAUUAUUGCCACGGCCAGAAACCCGAGCGGGGCCCAGGAACUCCAGAAACUAGCUGAAAGACAUCCAAAUAUCCAUAUAAUAACACUUGAUGUUGUCAGUCAGGAGAGCAUAGAGAAAGCUGCACAAGACGUUGACCUGCUUGUUCAGGAGCUGGGCCUCAAUUGUCUAAUCAACAAUGCUGGAAUCAAUGUUGUCGCCAAUUUUGAGACAGUCACGGCUGAGAAGAUGUUGGAGAACUUCCACACCAACUCUGUGGCCCCCCUUAUGAUUACUAAGGCUGUCCUACCCCUGCUGAAGAGGGCAGCUGCCAAAGGCACAGGCAUGGGCAUCCAUAGAGCUGCGGUCAUCAACAUGACUUCCUUGUUAGGGUCAGUCGAGCUCAACUGGGGUGACCGGGCCAAGAACUUCAAGUGGUAUCCUUACAGAACAUCCAAGAGUGCUCUGAACAUGGUGACCCGAUGCAUGGCAGUGGAUCUGGAGGCUGAUGGCAUCCUGUGCAUGGGCCUCCACCCUGGCUGGGUACGCACUGACAUGGGCGGACCAGAGGCACCUUUGAGUCCAGAGGAGAGCAUAUCUUCUGUGUUGUCAGUAAUUGGUGGAUUGACUGAAAAGGAUCAUGGGUCAUUUCUACACUACACCGGGGAGCCACUACCCUGGUGAUUGGAAUAUCACCAUGAAUGAUUUUAUAAGUUGUUGGUUUGCACAUGUUUAUGCUUUGACUAUGCAAAGUUGAAUGUACUACCUAGAUAGCAGUUUUGCAUGAAAGAAAUGCAUCAUGUAAUGUUCCAUAUGACAUUCAGAUUUAUUUGCAGUAACACUGAAACUGUAUGCCUAGCCUAUGUUAUUAAAACGAGGCAAGUUAAUUGUUCUGUAGGCCUAUGUGCAACAGGUUGAAGUGUCGAGGAAGCAAAUAGUGGACAGUCUUUUGUUUGUCUUUGAAGGAAUUUGUUCUUUCAGCUUUAGGAUAAGAGUAUUUGAAGAGUAUUAUGAAGAUUAUUUAUUUGUGUCUUUAGAAAUAUAGUAACAUACAGUAUCCUGGAAAAUAACAUUUAUCCUCUGUUAUUUCCCCUAUGACGCAUAGUAGGAGUUUGUCUGAUGUUAGCUGAAAUAAAAGUUAUGCACACAAGUGUUAAGAAAUGAG
Messenger RNA from Oncorhynchus kisutch (coho salmon), 1379 nucleotides. Its product is annotated as SDR family oxidoreductase. The transcript has 6 exons. Bases 59 to 898 code for a protein of 279 amino acids. Gene Ontology annotation, cellular component: cytoplasm. The record is from RefSeq and is a predicted model, not a curated record. Gene Ontology annotation, molecular function: oxidoreductase activity. NCBI's taxonomy places the organism in Eukaryota, Metazoa, Chordata, Actinopteri, Salmoniformes, Salmonidae.